Molecule: messenger RNA, 2250 nt
Organism: Postia placenta MAD-698-R-SB12
Lineage: Eukaryota; Fungi; Basidiomycota; Agaricomycetes; Polyporales; Adustoporiaceae
Exons: 9
Coding region: 1-2250 (749 amino acids)
Source: RefSeq, a predicted model, not a curated record
AUGCAGCACUGCGAUGGCAUUGGCUGCAUGUACCAAUUUCAAGUGCUGAACCUUGCCGGCAUUCGCUUCCAUGCCGGCGCUCUAGAAGAACGUCGAGCCUUACAAGAAUUCAGUGAUGUCAGGAAGACGCAGACACAGCAGAUCCAGAAAGUCUCCAUCAGGGUGACAUCAGCACAGCACGAGGAAGAGAAAAAGGCGAUCAGCAACAAUGGCGAGGAAGAUGAGGCAAACGAGCUCAGCGAGGCCGAGGUUGGAGGCAGGGUUCUAGUAGCCGAUGAACAGCUCGCCCUUCAUACCUCGUCCGAUCGUAGGGACACGGGGAAGGUCCCCACAGAUGGCAAGCUCGACGAGGAGCUAGUGAGGAAGGUGCGACAGGAUACGCUCGAAGCAAAACGCGAACAAGAGGAUCCGUGGGCGAAGUGUGCGAAGGAAGUCUGGGAGCUGGAGAAGUCUCUUGUGGAGAAAUGGAAGGACGACAUCAAUUAUCUGUUGCUCUUCCAACGAGAUUAUGGCUCGUUGCUGUUCAGCCGACUCCAAAUAUCAGGUCUAUUCUCCACCGUCCUCACAGGGUUCAUCGUUCCUUUCUAUGUCACCCUCGCCGCCACUCAGGCACUCAUCUCCAUGUCUGGCCAUCUCAGCGUUGUCGCAGCAGAUGCCGGACACGCCACCAUUGCAAACUGGUUAAUAUCAAUUUCCGCCGACUCUCAGUCCUUUUCUGGACCGUCGUCCACGACUAUUGUUGUAGCCACAUUGUGGUUUACUGCGCUGAUUCUCAGUCUCGGUGCGGCAUCCAUCGCCAUCACGGUCAGCCAAUGGCUGCACCACCACAUCAACGGCGCAUCGAAAGCAUCGCGUCAGAGCGUCCGGGUGUGGUACUUCCGCCGCCGUGGCGUCGCUCGUUGGAAGGUCGAGCUCGCUAUCGCUGUGCUCCCGGUCCUGUUGCAGAUCGCCCUUAUCCUGUUCCUCGUCGGCUUGGUGAUUCUGUUAUGGACACUCAACUCUGUCGUUGCGAAGACAGUCACUGCUCUCGUCGUGACCCUUCUGUUGCCGACCAUCUUCACGGUUGUCAUUCCGGCGUUGUCACCCGAUUGUCCCUACAAGUCGGCGCCCGCGUGGUGGUUCUUCAAAGCAUGGCGAUGCGUCCUCUGGUGCCUGGAGAAGUUGCUCAUAAGUCUCUACGACGGCUAUCACGAGCCUGUCAUUGAGAUCCUAGUUCGCUUAGUCUGGAAUGUUUGCUGCCGAGCAGAGACGUGGAGAAUAUACCGGGAUCUACCUCCUUUGAGCGAUUGGCGAGAGCUAGACAACUUCUGUAUGCAGACGCUGAAGGAUGAUAGCAAAACCAAGCUGCAGAUGCUCGUCGAGGCCGACUCACGUGUCAUGGACGAAACAUUCCUCAGCACCGUCGUCCGACCCUGUCUGCAGGAAGCUGAUAUCAAGGAAGCGCUUCCCGCGUUCUACAAGAUCCUGCAUCACCGAGCGCAUGACCAUGACCAGGACAAAGAGCAUUCGCCAAGAUGGUGGCAUUCGGAGCAGGAUCAUCAAGCUGUGAGCAUGCUAGGGCACAUGUCCUUGGACAUGCUCGACAAGGUCGCAUCCAGCAAUAUAGGCAGCGAAGAUCGCAAGGAGAUAGGGCACAUAUUGAAACUUGUUGAUAGUCUUCUGGAUGCCAUGCCGAGGACGAUGCCCGCGGUCCACAGCAGACUCAUGGACAUGUGGGCAGCAACUAACCUCUCUAAUAAAGAGCACGUCCACAUUGCGCUGCCCCUCGUGUGGUACUAUUCGCAAUUUAAUGCUGACCACAUUGACACAAAUACUGUUCACAAAAUGAUACCACUCCUUCCAAUCGCUGGAAGGGAGCUAUCCAUGACACAGUUCUUGCGAUACGCAUCAAUCGCGUUCGCGCAUGCUGCGGAUCUCCCCCCAUCUGACUUUGCUCAAAUCCGCGAGGUCAUUCAAGGCGCGUUGUCCGCCGUAGCAGGAUACUUCAGCUCGUCCGACAUGGAGUUGCUGGCCCAGGAGAUCAGUAAGGCCAGAGCAUGGACAUAUGUUGAUGACGUCUUCCGAGCAUGUGUGCGCCUUGCUGAGUAUGACGCCAGCCUCUUCACGAAAGAUAUUGUCGAUGCAUUGGCAGGAUGUGCUGCACGGUGUCCCCUGAUUGAUCCCUGUCCUCCGACAACGAACGGAGCUCAAGACACUCAGCCCAGCACCGGCAUUCCUGAUCCUGAUAUUGGUAACGGUGGAGAGGCGUAA